Molecule: messenger RNA, 3055 nt
Organism: Sardina pilchardus (European sardine)
Lineage: Eukaryota; Metazoa; Chordata; Actinopteri; Clupeiformes; Clupeidae
Product: hyccin 2
Exons: 12
Coding region: 375-1994 (539 amino acids)
Biological process (GO): protein localization to plasma membrane; phosphatidylinositol phosphate biosynthetic process
Cellular component (GO): plasma membrane
Source: RefSeq, a predicted model, not a curated record
AGUGAAAGGAGAACCGUGAAAUGACUCUAUGUCGGCCCGGAGAGAGCUGCAGUUUUUUGUAAUCACACGAGUCGUGCUCCAGAGGAAUGCUUAUCCUGGGCGUCGCGAUUGUCGUGGUGUGGAUCAUAUCGCUUAAAGCUGUCCGUCUUGCAGCACACAUUGUAGGUUCGUUCAAGGACUCCAGCGAUAGCCGCAGGGAUAGCACGCUCACCCCAGCUCUCCGUUAGCAUUCUUGCAGCACUGGGAGGUCACAUCGCAUGGUAGGUUUCCAGUACUGACUGUCAGUGGCUGACCCCUGUGUGACCGCAGCCAUGGAAAAACGGCCCUUUCUCGCAGUGGACAACUAAAGUCAAACACACACGGAGGGGUGGAACAUGCUCAAUACAGAGCGUGGUGUGGUGGAGGAAUGGCUCUCCGAGUUCAAGACAUUACCUGAUGUCCAAAUCCCGCGGUAUGCGGGCAGUCUCCACCUGAAGAGAUCCCUGGUCCCAGCCCUGUACAGGAUCAUCCAGGCUCACCCCAGCAGUGAGCUGUUGGCUCCGGUGUGCCACCAGUUGUUUGAGCUGUACCGCACCACUGAGGACCGCCUGCGCCGCUUCACCCUGCAGUUCCUGCCAGAGCUCAUCAACGUGUACCUCUGCCAUGCCACCAGCAGGGAGCGCUACAACACGGGCUGCAUUGAGGCACUGCUCCUGGGCAUCUACAACUUGGAGAUUGUGGAUAAAGAGGGUAACAGUAAGAUCCUCUCUUUCACCAUCCCCUCCCUUUCAAAGCCUUCCAUCUACCACGAGCCAUCCAGCCUGGGCUCCAUGGCCCUGACGGAGGGAGCCUUGUGCCAGCACGACCUGCUCCGAGUGGUCUACAGCGGCCUCCACCCCCAGAGAGAGACCUUCACCUCCCAGAACAGAUUCGAGGUGCUGUGCUUCCUCAUGCUCUGCUACAACUCGGCCGUGGUCUUCAUGCCCGCGUCCUCCCACCAAUCAGCUUGCAGGAUGAGCUCGAGGCUGUGUGUGUGCGGCUAUCCCCGGCAGCAGCUGAAGGCCUGGAGAGAGCCCUGUCACCGCGUGCGGCUGGACGCAGAGUUCAUGGUGCAGAUGCUGACCGCCGUCUACCACGCCAUCUAUAAUGGGGAAUGGGACCUGGGAUACGAGGCCCUGGAGGACAUUUUGUACCGAGCGCAGCUGGACCUAUACGCCAGGCCUCUACUGCUGGCCAACUCGAUGAAGCGGUCCUUGCCGCCUCAGCCUCCGGACGGGGCCCGGAAGCUUCUGCCGGUGGAGGUGACCCCGACAGGAAGGCGUGUCUCUCAGACGGCGGUGACGGCAGCCUCUAUCCGCCGCCUCCGGUGGAAGAGAGAAGGUACUGAUGCUGAUGGUGUAAGUUGUGGAGAGGACUCCUUUGACCCGGACGAGGGUUUCUCCUCGGGGGCGUCGAGCAGCAGCCAGCCCAGUGUGAAGAAGGACGCGGCGGGCGCCGCCCCCCGUCCGCCCCGGGAGCGCGAGGGCCCGGCGGGGAGGCUGCGCGACCUGGCGUCCGACACCAGGGCGGCGCUGCGGCGCUUCCACCAGCGCCACCAGUCCCCUCCUCCUCCGUCUCCGACCAAGGCCCCGGCGAGCCCCUCCUCCUCCUCCCCGCACGCCCACUCGCCCCGCACCCCGGAGCCCAGCCCUCCGCAGCGCUACCUGGACCCCCGCUACGUGAUGCCGUUCGGGGCGCCGCUCAUCCGGACUGCCAGCACCUCGUCCAGCAAGUCGCUGGACUGCGGCGGCUUCAACGGCUCCACGGGCCCCAGCGCGUCGCUGGGGAGCCUGAGCGCGGCCGACCGCCCCCACUGCCUGUCGGCCAUCAGCCUGCAGGAGGACCGGCUGAGCCGCGGCACCAGGAGUCGGGACCGGCUCUCCCCGGGAAGCCGCUUCUCCUCGGCGAGCCCCCUCUCCAAAGAGUCCCGCUCGCGCUCCUCCAGCUUCAACAUGCAAAUCAUAUCACAAGUGUAGAGGAGCCGAGGACUGUGUUUGGGUGUGUGUGUGUGUGUGUGUGUGUGUGUGUGUGUGUGUGUGUCUGUGUGUGUGUGUGUGUGUGUAUGUUUGUGUUUGUUUGUUUGUUUGUGUGUGUAUGUGUGUGUGUGUGUGUGUGUGUGUGUGUGUGUGUGUGUAUGGCCAUAUAUGUAUGUGGCCAUGUGUGUGCGUGUGUGUGUGUGUGUGUGUGUGUGUGUGUGUGUGUGUGUGUGUGUAUGGACAGGUGCAUGUAUAAUAGCAUGUAUCACUGUGAUCUUUGCUUGUGGUGCGUGUGCAUAUUCGUAUGUGUGGGUGCUUGUUGUGUGCGUAAGUGCAUUUGUGUGAGUGUGUGUAUCUGCGUUCUCUGUGCAUGUGUAUCAGCAUGUUUCGCCGUUUGUUGCGUACGGUCUACUACGCUUUAGGCUAAAACACAAUUAUGCAUCAGCUUAUUUGUGGAGAAAAUGUUUUUUGCUCAAUGUCACCCCCUUGUGGACCUUUGUGGAUGCGCACCUGGAAUGAAAUGAUCUUUUUUUGUGCCAUAAUAUCAUGGUGUUCGGCGUGCAGUUCCUACACCCGCUGUCAUUGCUCCAUGUCUGGACAAUCAGUUGGAAGAGCGACAAUCACGUCAGCCGAGUGACGCGGUUUUGAUUAGGGAGUGGUUGUUGUUACUGUAUAGAAAUCCAAAGAGUCUGUGUUCUACUGCUGAAUGCAUAUUAAGCAAAGCUGCUUCCAGAACCACGGAUAGAGUUCAUACCUGUUGCCUGUGCUGUUGACGUACCAUAGGUUAAUGUAACAGUCAGUCACACUGUUUGAAUGAGAGAGAGAGAGAGAGAGAGAGAGAGAGAGAGAGAGAGAGCGAAAGAAAAUACUUUGUGAUGUCUACAUAUUCUUUCUCACUGAUGCUGUACAUUGGAACAAAUUUAUAUUUUAAAGUGUGUACAUUUGUGUAAAUGAUUAUUGUACAAUAGAAGGACAGAGAAAUGAAAAAAAUCUAUCUAUAAUGCCUGUACAGAGAUGACAUACCUAUUAUUGUUGAAUAAAUAUUGUGCUGUUAAUGGAAA